Parasteatoda tepidariorum (common house spider) is the source of this 4147-nucleotide messenger RNA. RefSeq names its product FLII actin remodeling protein (gene fliI). NCBI's taxonomy places the organism in Eukaryota, Metazoa, Arthropoda, Arachnida, Araneae, Theridiidae. Gene Ontology annotation, cellular component: actin cytoskeleton; cytoplasm; nucleus. The record is from RefSeq and is a predicted model, not a curated record. Gene Ontology annotation, biological process: actin polymerization or depolymerization; barbed-end actin filament capping; actin filament severing. Gene Ontology annotation, molecular function: phosphatidylinositol-4,5-bisphosphate binding; actin filament binding.
UUUACGAACUUAAACUACAUUUCCGGGAGACCGGUUUAGACUGUAACCGUAAAAUAACUUUAUUUACAAAUAAAAUACAAAUAUGGCUGUCACAGGAGUGUUACCUUUCGUCAGAGGAAUUGAUUUUACUGGAAAUGAUUUUCAGGAAGAUUAUUUUCCUAAAGCUGUGUCUGAGAUGACUGGUCUAAGAUGGCUUAAAUUGAAUAAAACAAAAGUUGAUUGGAUUCCUGAUGAAUUAUGCAACUUACAAAAACUCGAAGUAUUGUCUUUAGUUCGUAAUAAUUUGGUCACCAUUCAUGGAGAAGUUUCAACUUUACCCUGUCUUCGUUAUGUCAACUGCCGUUUUAAUAAACUGAAGAACUCUGGAAUUCCAUCUGAUUUAUUUGAACUUGAAGAUUUAGCUGUUGUUGAUUUCAGUCAUAAUUGUUUAAAAGAAGUUCCUAGAGAUUUAGAUCAUGCAAAAAGCCUACUUGUUCUUAAUUUAAGUCAUAAUGCAAUUGAAAAUGUACCUAACCAAUUAUUUGUAAACCUCACAGAUCUACUGCAUUUGGAUUUAAGUAAUAACAAAUUAGAAUCUCUCCCUCCUCAAAUGCGCAGACUUGUUAAUUUACAGACUUUAAACUUAAAUAAUAAUCCAUUAGGUCAUAAUCAAUUUAGGCAAUUACCAGCUCUAGUUGCUCUGCAAACUCUACACUUAGCAAACACACAAAGGAGUUUAUCAAAUAUACCCACUUCCUUGGAUGGCUUAACUAAUCUACAAGAUGUUGAUUUAUCACAAAAUAGUUUACCUAGAGUUCCAGAUGCUUUAUACACUCUUCCAAAUUUGAAGCGUUUGAAUUUAAGUGAAAAUUGCCUCAUAGAUAUUUCACCUGAUGUUGGAGAUUUAUGGAAAAAUUUAGAAACAUUGAAUCUUUCCAGAAACAAGCUAAAAGCUUUACCUGCUACCAUUUGUAAACUUUCAAAAUUAAGAAGAUUAUAUAUAAAUGACAAUCAAUUUGAUUUUGAUGGAAUACCAGCUGGAAUUGGAAAGCUGUAUAGCUUAGAAGUUUUUAUGGCUUCUAACAAUCAACUUGAAAUGAUACCUGAAGGAGUUGUACGUUGUGGCCGAUUGAAGAAGCUUGUGCUAUCCAAUAAUCGACUUAUCACUCUGCCUGAAGCAAUUCAUCUUUUGACUGACAAUGUAGUUUUAGAUUUGCAUGGAAAUCCUGAUCUUAUCAUGCCACCUAAGCCUGAUGAACUAAUUUUGGGCAGUGGAUCAGAAUAUUAUAAUAUUGAUUUUUCACUGGCAACUCAAUUGAGAUUAGCUGGAGCGACAUCUAAUAAUCCAGUUACUGCUCCUGCACAUAGCAAGGAUCCUAUUGCCCGAAAGCAGAGAUUACGAAGAAAGAAAGAAGAUGAAGUUGAUAGUGAUCAAGCUAAAGUCUUAAAGGGAAUGAGUGAUCUAGCUAAAGACAAAAAUAAAGACAUGGCUUUGGAUGAUAAAAAUGUUUCUUUGAAACCUAAAAGAUGGGAUGAAGCUCUAGAAAAACCUCCUCUUGAUUAUAGUGAUUUCUUUGAUGAUGAAGUUGGCCAUAUACCUGGCUUAUCUUGUUGGGAAAUAGAAAACUUUGUUCCAAAUCAAGUAGAUGAAGCAUUAAUUGGAAAGUUUUAUGAGGGAGACUGCUAUAUUAUUUUAAAAACAUUCCUUGAUGAAAAUCAGAGUUUAGAUUGGCAAAUUUUUUACUGGAUUGGAUCGCACGCAACUUUGGACAAAAAAGCAUGUGCUGCAAUUCAUGCUGUAAAUUUACGUAAUUUUUUGGGUGCUCAGUGUCGCACAAUUCGUGAAGAGCAAGGAGAUGAAAGUGAUGAAUUUUUAGAUUUGUUUGGAACUGAAAUUAUAUAUAUUGAAGGUGGGAGAACAGCUAGUGGAUUUUUUACUAUUGAAGAAGUGGAAUAUAUAUCACGUUUAUAUCGAUUGGAGACACAUAACCGCAUUUUGCAUAUUGAAUCAUUUCCUCUUUGCUAUGAUUCUUUGGAUCCUCGCUAUGUCUUCCUUCUUGAUGGUGGAAAAAAGAUUUAUAUUUGGUAUGGAAGAAAAUCAAAGAAUACAGUUCAAUCAAAAGCGAGACUUUUAGCUGAAAAAAUGAACAAAAAUGAAAGAAAAAAUCUCUCUGAGAUAUUUACUUUUUGUCAAGAUCAAGAAGUACCUGAAUUUUUUAAAGCUUUAGGAGUGGAAGGAGAUAGUGUGCCCGAUUCACCUAGUGAAAAUUCUGACGAUACAUUUUCUUUAUUUCAUCCUAAACUCUAUCAAGUUGGCCUUGGUAUGGGCUACCUGGAGUUACCUCAAGUGGAAAUCAAGCAAAAUAGAUUGGAGAAAACUAUUUUGGAGACCAAAAAUGUGUAUAUUCUUGAUUGUUCUUCAGAUGUAUUUGUUUGGUUAGGACAAAAAUCAACUCGUCUUGUUCGAGCUGCUGCUUUGAAGCUGUCUCAAGAAUUGUGUAGUAUGUUAAAAAGACCAAAGCAUGCUAUUGUCAGUAGAGUUUUAGAGGGAACUGAACCUCAAAUUUUUAAAUCUAAAUUUUAUGGUUGGGAUGAUGUGAUAGCUGUUGAUUUUACAAGAACAGCUCAAUCUGUUGCUAGAACUGGUCCAGACUUAAAAAAAUGGAUGAGUAAGCAGGAAACAAAAGCUGAUCUUUCGGCCCUCUUUAUGAACAGGCAACCUCCUAUGAGUAAAGAAGAAGCUAAAACUCUAAUGGAAGAGUGGAAUGAAGAUUUAGAGGCCAUGGAAUCUUUUGUUCUAGAAGGAAAGAAAUUUGUUAGAUUGCCAGAAGAAGAAAUCGGUCAUUUUCACAGUGAAGAUUGUUAUGUAUUUUUGUGUCGGUAUUGGGUUCCACUUGAAGUACCUGAAACAGAAGAAGGAACGGAAGAGGAAGAAGUUCAAGAAGAUGGAUUUCAAUGUGUUGUGUAUUUUUGGCAGGGAAGAGAUGCUGGAAAUAUGGGAUGGCUUACAUUUACUUUUAGCUUGCAGAAAAAAUUUGAAUCUCUGUUUGGUGAUAAACUUGAAGUUGUGCGAACCUAUCAACAACAAGAAAAUUUGAAAUUCCUUUCUCACUUUAAACAAAAUUUCAUCAUUCAUAAUGGUAAGAGGAAAGAUUCAAAGAAAAGCAAUGCUGUUGAGAUGUUUCAUAUUCGAUCAAAUGGAAGCCCAAUUUGCACACGUUGCGUUCAAAUUACACCUGAUGCAUCUAUGCUAAAUUCUGCAUUUUGCUACAUUUUGAAAGUUCCCUUUGACAAACAAAACAAUUCUGGUAUUGUUUAUGUGUGGAUUGGUUCUAAAAGUGACGGAGAUGAAGCCAAAUUAACAGAAGAUUUGGCAAACAAAUUAUAUAGUACAGAAACUCAUAGUAUUCAAGUCUUGAAUGAAGGAGAAGAACCAGAAAAUUUCUUUUGGGUUGCUAUCGGGGGACGCAAACCAUACGAUAAGGAUGCUGAAUUUAUGAAUCAUACUCGCCUGUUUCGCUGCUCAAAUGAAAAGGGCUAUUUCUCCAUUUCUGAAAAAUGUGCUGAUUUUUGUCAAGAUGAUCUUGCCGAUGAUGAUAUUAUGAUACUAGAUAACGGAACAGCAGUUUUUAUCUGGGUUGGUGCUAAGUGCAGUGAAGUUGAAAUUAAACUUGCCUACAAAAGUGCACAGGUCUAUGUGCAGAGUUUAAGAGCAAAACAACCUGAUAAGCCUCGAAAACUAAUGCUCACAUUAAAAGGCAAAGAGUCCAAAAGGUUUACCAAAUGCUUUCAUGGCUGGGGAAAGCAUAAGACAGUUGUAGAAUAAAAAUGUAUAGAUUAUACAAGUGCAUUUAUUUUUAAUUAUAUUUAUAGAGUGCCAAACCGAGUGAGAAGAUCUAAAACAUGUACAAAUUUGUAUUUUAAAUACACGUAUAUUUUUUCAUUCAAAACUUUAGCAAUGAUUAUAGUUUUUUGGGAAUAAAUUUAAGUGAUUUAUCACAGUAUUUGCUCUCUAAAUUACCAAACUGUGCAAUGUGAUACUCAUGUUUUACUUAAUUGGUUGGUGCUUACCUCUCCAUCCAUUUUGAAUGUGUGUUCGUGUCAAUACAUAGGCUCUAAAAUGUUAUGUAUUAUUUAUUUGUAUUCAUAAAAAGUUUUUGUAAAUAAA